Molecule: messenger RNA, 1864 nt
Organism: Amphimedon queenslandica
Lineage: Eukaryota; Metazoa; Porifera; Demospongiae; Haplosclerida; Niphatidae
Product: aspartate--tRNA ligase, mitochondrial-like
Exons: 16
Coding region: 12-1841 (609 amino acids)
Biological process (GO): aspartyl-tRNA aminoacylation
Cellular component (GO): mitochondrion; cytoplasm
Molecular function (GO): nucleic acid binding; aspartate-tRNA ligase activity; ATP binding
Source: RefSeq, a predicted model, not a curated record
ACGGAUAAAGCAUGGCAGCCAAUGCUGCUAAGUUUCUCUAUAGAAGUCGUUGUUUCUCGAGUUUUCGUUGGUACAGUGCCUCCUCAUACACUUAUAGGACACACACUUGUGGAGAACUGAGGAAAGAUCACGUGGGAAGUCACGUGACUUUGUGUGGGUGGACACAAAAGUCUAGGGUAAUGGGUAAAGUGGGCGUGGUUUUUGUUCCUUUAUCAGAUGCAACCGGUACGACUCAAGUUGUCACUGAUAAUGAAGAGCAUAGAGAGGUUUUGCAGUCACUGCCAACAGAAUCUGUCGUACUGGUAGAGGGUGUAGUCUCAGACAGACCAGGACACAAUUUAAAUAAAGAUAUGUCAACAGGGGAUAUUGAAGUUCAAGCAAAGAAUAUUAAAAUUUUAAAUAAGUCAUCAGAAAGUCUAUCAUUUUAUCCAUUUAGUAAAGCAGGCGGUAAUACGACUGAAGAGAUGAGAUUACGCGAGAGGUGUUUGGAGAUUAGGAGACAUCAAUUGCAGAAUAUUCUUAGAUUUCGAUCAAAAGUUUCAUCAAUCAUCAGACAAUAUCUGAUAUCUGAAGGUUUUAUUGAGGUUGAAACUCCGACACUUUUCAAGCCAACCCCAGAGGGAGCUCGUGAAUAUUUAGUGCCCACCAGGGAGAAAGGGAAAUUCUACUCACUAGCUCAGAGCCCACAACAAUUUAAGCAGUUGUUGAUGGUUGGUGGUGUUGAUAGAUACUUUCAGUUUGCUCGUUGCUAUAGAGAUGAAACCUCUCGUGUCGAUCGUCAACCUGAAUUCACUCAAAUUGAUCUAGAGAUGUCAUUCACUUCUGCUCAGGAUUUAAUGUCACUGAUAGAGUCAAUGAUGACACAGCUUUUGAAAUCAUUAGAUUACAAGUUUACUGCUCCAUUCCCUGUAAUGACUUACAGAGAAGCCAUGGAUGAUUAUGGAUCAGAUAAACCAGAUACAAGGCUAGGCAUGAAAUUCAACUGGCUCAGUGAGAAAUUUAAGGACACAAGUACUUUAGUGGCUUUUGAUAUCCCAAAGGAAUUUUUAAAUCAAAAGAAAGGACUUAGUUUUGAUACAUCAGUGGAAAUGUCAAAUGGAAUUAUUUUCACAUAUCGUAAUGGACAUGUAAAUGUAAUAGCUGAUGGCGGAGGUGUGCUAAGUGAAUCCAUUAUUAACGAUAAGGAAAACACAAUAAAUAAAUUAAAGGAAAUAUUGGGAGACAGAGAUUGUGUAGUGACAUCUUUUGAUGAAGAAAAGCAUAAAGACAGUGCACUUGAUAAUUUAGGAAAAUUUAGAAUUGAAAAUGGGUCAUUCUUAAAGGAAACUAAGGAGUUGCAUUCACAGUUUGAGCUUCUGUGGGUAACUGGUUUCCCUUUAUUUGAAGAAGAGGAGGAAGGAGGAGGGACUGUGAUAAAGUCAGUGCAUCAUCCAUUCACAGCUCCAGUGCCUGAACAUGAAGAACUGAUGUACUCUACUGAUGCUAAUCAACUGACCAAAAUUGUAGGUCAGCAGUAUGAUCUGGUUGUGAAUGGCUGGGAGUUAGGAGGUGGCUCAAUUAGGAUCCACAAUCCACUACUCCAGGAGCACGUAUUUGAGAAUAUCUUAAAAGCUGAGACAACCAGUUUCUCUCAUCUCAUCAAAGGACUUUGGUCUGGCUGUCCUCCUCAUGGUGGCAUUGCUUUAGGUCUGGAUAGAUUGAUUGCUUUGCUAUGCAAUACAAAGACAAUAAAGGAAGUGAUUGCAUUUCCCAAAUCUUUGCAAGGCUAUGACGCAAUGUGUGGGUCACCAGCAACUCUCACUGAUGAUCAGUUACUAGAAUAUCAUUUAAAAAUCAACUAAAAAUCAUAAAUAGUGUUAUUAUU